GGUGCGGCUGACUAGAACAGUGUGCGAGCGACGCGUGUGGAUACUACAGUCCCGCGGUCUGUGCCUUUGCCGGUAGCAGCACCAUGACUCUGGAGGAAGUUCACGGGCAGGAGCCAGUGCCGGAGACGGGUGACAGGAUGCAGGGUGCUGGUAAAGCCCUCCACGAGCUCCUGGUAUCGGCGCAGCGGCGCAGCUGCCUCACGGCUGGUGUCUACGAGUCUGCUAAGCUGAUGAAUGUGGAUCCAGAUAACGUGGCGUUUUGCGUGUUGGCCAUGGAUGAGGAGGAUGAGGGGGACAUUGCCCUGCAGAUCCACUUCACUCUCAUCCAAGCCUUUUGCUGCGAGAAUGACAUUGACAUUGUGCGGCUUAAUGAUACCCCCAAGCUGGCCAAGAUCCUGGGGCCUGGCGAGGACGCGAGUGAGCCCAGAGACCUCCACUGCAUCCUCAUCAUGAACCCCAAUGAGGAUACAUGGAAGGAUCCAGCCCUUGAAAAAUUGAACUUGUUUUGUGAGGAAAGCCGGAAGGUCAAUGACUGGGUGCCCACAAUCACCCUCCCGGAGUGAUGAAUAUCCAGUGCACUAGGAAGGCUGAAACCUUUGUUGCAUUCUUCUCAUGGUGUUGGCUCACCCAGUGUGCAACAAGUUUGCUGAUUCUGUGGAUUAGCCUGGUCAAGAGAUUGGAUUGAGUCUCUCAAACUGGCACCAAGUGGGCUCUUGUGGAGAGAAGAGAAGGAGGAUGGCUCGUGCCAGCAGGUUGGCCCCACUGUGCAGUGGGGCUAGUGGAGGGGCUGGCAUACCGUGGAGCUGAAGGAAGUACUGCAAGUUUCCAGGAGCUGAAAAAAAAUGCAAGCUUCAGGGUCGAGUGGAACUGUUCCAGAAGGCAGGACAGAAGGUUGGGAAUUGGA
Molecule: messenger RNA, 904 nt
Organism: Gavialis gangeticus (Gharial)
Lineage: Eukaryota; Metazoa; Chordata; Crocodylia; Gavialidae
Gene: GADD45G
Product: growth arrest and DNA damage inducible gamma
Exons: 4
Coding region: 84-563 (159 amino acids)
Biological process (GO): regulation of cell cycle
Cellular component (GO): cytoplasm; nucleus
Source: RefSeq, a predicted model, not a curated record